AGACGCGGUAGGGGCGUAACGAUCGUGCCAUUAAUUGUUAUAAGCGACAAGACUAUGUUAACCCUACAGUUAGGCGACCUAGUAGCCUACGUAGUCUACCUUAGCAUUAGAAAUCUUCGUGCCUCUGCUCGACAUUUAAACGAGCGUCCCGGGUUAAUACUGCUUAGUCUAAUUCCUAUCGUUAAGGAGGGAGAUGCAAUAAUAAGAGGUCGGAUAUUUCACUACUAUCUAGCAACUAUAUUUGAACCGGUAAAGCAGAUGUGUCUUUAG
Molecule: messenger RNA, 270 nt
Organism: Aureobasidium pullulans EXF-150
Lineage: Eukaryota; Fungi; Ascomycota; Dothideomycetes; Dothideales; Saccotheciaceae
Exons: 1
Source: RefSeq, a predicted model, not a curated record